Messenger RNA from Leptonychotes weddellii (Weddell seal), 406 nucleotides. RefSeq names its product fibroblast growth factor 3 (gene FGF3). Gene Ontology annotation, molecular function: growth factor activity. The record is from RefSeq and is a predicted model, not a curated record. NCBI's taxonomy places the organism in Eukaryota, Metazoa, Chordata, Mammalia, Carnivora, Phocidae.
GCGGGCGGCCGCGGCGGCGUCUACGAGCACCUCGGCGGGGCGCCCCGGCGCCGCAAGCUCUACUGCGCCACCAAGUACCACCUGCAGCUGCACCCGAGCGGCCGCGUCAACGGCAGCCUGGAGAACAGCGCCUACAGUAUCCUGGAGAUGACAGCGGUGGAGGUGGGCAUCGUGGCCAUCAAGGGGCUCUUCUCGGGGCGGUACCUGGCCAUGAACAAGAGGGGGCGGCUCUAUGCUUCGGAGAGCUACAACGCCGAGUGUGAGUUCGUGGAGCGGAUCCACGAGCUGGGCUACAACACGUAUGCCUCACGGCUGUACCGCACGAUGCCCAGCGGCCCGGGGGCGCAGCGUCAGCCCAGCGCCGAGAGACUGUGAUUAUAACGCAGCCUGAGGAGACACUUGCAGU